Lottia gigantea (owl limpet) is the source of this 1752-nucleotide messenger RNA. RefSeq lists its product as hypothetical. Lineage: Eukaryota; Metazoa; Mollusca; Gastropoda; Lottiidae. The transcript is spliced from 12 exons. Gene Ontology annotation, cellular component: cytoplasm. Gene Ontology annotation, molecular function: protein binding. The coding region runs from base 1 to 1752 and encodes 583 amino acids. The record is from RefSeq and is a predicted model, not a curated record. Gene Ontology annotation, biological process: cytoskeleton organization; cell surface receptor signaling pathway.
AUGUCGACUGAUGAUCGUUUGAAACGACUUUAUCCCGCUGUUCGUGAGAACGAGACACCAUUGCCUCGAUCAUGGAGCCCUAAAGACAAAUAUAACUUCAUAGGGCUCUCCCAGAAUAAUUUACGAGUGCAUUACAAAGGUAUGGGAAAGACUCACAAAGAUGCUGCAAGUGUUCGAGCUACUCACCCUAUACCAUCAUCAUGUGGUAUUUACUACUUUGAAGUUAAAAUUAUCAGCAAGGGUAGAGAUGGAUAUAUGGGUAUUGGAUUAUCAGCACAAGGCGUUAAUAUGAACAGAUUACCAGGAUGGGAUAAACAUUCAUAUGGUUUCCAUGGUGAUGAUGGAAAUUCAUUUUGUUCAUCUGGCGCCGGACAACAGUAUGGUCCAACAUUUACCACAGGAGAUGUUAUCGGAUGUUGUGUUAAUUUGGUAGAAAAAACCUGUUUUUACACCAAAAAUGGCAUUCAUUUAGGGGUUGCCUUCACUGCUUUACCACCCAAUCUCUACCCAACAGUUGGUUUACAAACACCAGGUGAAGUUGUAGAGGCUAAUUUUGGUCAAUCACCAUUUAUAUUUGAUAUAGAAGACUAUAUGAAGGAAUAUGAAAUGAAAACUAGGAUGACAAUAGAGAGAUUUCCUGUACCAGAUAGAAGAGGAGAAUGGCAAUCUGCUUUAAAUAGAGUUGUAUCAACAUAUUUAGUACAUCAUGGAUAUUGUAGUACUGCUGAAGCUUUCUCUAAAGUGACUGGAGAAUCUAUAGAUGAAGAUCUACCUUCUAUUAAAAACAGACAAAAAAUACAGAAGUUAGUAUUAGCUGGUAGAAUGGGAGAAGCUAUAUCAACAACACAAGACUAUUACCCUGGACUAUUAGAAAGUAACCCUAAUUUAUUAUUCACCUUAAAGUGUAGACAAUUCAUAGAAAUGGUUAACGGAACAGAUUCAGAAGUACGAGGACCGUCCAUGCACAGUCCCAAAUCUCGUCAUAGUAGUGGUAGUAACCGAUCCAGUCCUAACUCAAGUCCAGUACAUUACGGCAGCUCAACAAACAAUCUCCACCCUCAACGAACUCUGAUAGGCUCGGGCAAUAAUAGCCCCAGUCGCUCAUCUGUUAAAACUUAUAAUGCACAAAAUCAGAACUCGCAAACUCAAAAUGAGAAUAUACACAGAAUUGAGGAAGAAAUGAACACAGUGAAUUCUGAUACUCAUUCUAUGAAUGGUUCUAGUAAUCGGUAUAUUGAUGAGGAAGAUAUAGAAAUGACUGAUGGACUUAUUGAUGAACGAGUUAUAACUAACGGUAAAUCCAAUAGUGUGUGUUUGAAUGGAAAUUCUCAUACUGAUUAUUCUACAGAAGAUAUGGAAGUGGACUGUCCCAAUAGUAAGAGAAAGUUAUGUGGUGGAAGCCAAGAUGCAAUAAGUAAAAUGUUACAGUUUGGUAAAGAACUACAAAGUAUGAGUGAACAAUUAAAAAGACAAUUUGGAAAAAAUGAUGCAAAUAAAAAGGCAUUACAAGAUGCUUUUAGUUUAUUGGCAUAUUCUGAUCCAUGGAAUAGUCCAGUAGGUCAUCAAUUACAACCUGUUAAAAGAGAACCAGUGUGUGCCGCUUUAAAUAGUGCCAUAUUAGAAUCCAAAGGAUUGCCAAAACAGCCACCUUUAGAAGUGGCAAUAGCUCAGGCCACAGAAUGCAUGAAAUUAAUGGCGAAAGCUGGUAUUGGAUCAUGUGCAUUUGCCAGUGUCUCAGACUAUCUUCAUUGA